Penicillium diatomitis is the source of this 1323-nucleotide messenger RNA. RefSeq lists its product as uncharacterized. Bases 1 to 1323 code for a protein of 440 amino acids. The transcript has a single exon. The record is from RefSeq and is a predicted model, not a curated record. Lineage: Eukaryota; Fungi; Ascomycota; Eurotiomycetes; Eurotiales; Aspergillaceae.
AUGACUUCUCCUUCGUCUAGCGAUGGAAGUCUCACACCACCUGUUGAGGAACCUGAGUUUGAGCUCCAUUUUGAAGCACGCGAGAGAUUCUUACUUCGACUUCAAUGGUACCAACCCUUGUCUGGGCUAUUGUCCUCGCAAUCACACGGGAUUCAAGAUGACUACGACUACGACUAUGACUAUGACUAUGAAGAUGAGGAUGAAGACGCAGAUAAAAAAGAUUCAACCAUCUCGUUCCUCAAAACUUUCUUCAAGUUCCUCCCUGUUCGGGGACAAGUCCACCUUGCCGACGACAUCAACCAUGAACACUGUCAGACCGACGCUCAGCUCCGAGACUUCGUCGAGUACAUCAAGACAGCCCUGCUUCGACCUCUCCUCGUCGUGGCAGAUCAAACACCCCGCGUCACGGCAACAUCACCCUCAUCUUCAGUGUCCCCCCUGGACCUCCAAAAAGCCAAGCGAGACGAACGUGAAAAACGCAAAGCACCGAAGAGAGAGCACUCCACCUCGUCUCAGCCUGGCCCGGUUCUCAAAUUCGGCUCAGCAACCCAUCAGGACAAAGACCUGCUCAGCACUAAGCAAGCCUGUUUGCAACGCGAUCAGCAUCGCUGUACGAUUACGCGGCAAUGGGGGCUCAGUGACACAAGUCAGUCUGAGCACGGCGGCAGUGUGUCUCUGGACGCAGUCCAUAUCAUCCCCUUUGGACUGGGCAAUUUCCGCGAGGAUGGCCGGCGACGAAAUGCACAGACGUGGAAAUGCUUGUAUCGGUAUUUUCCCAAUAUCGAGGGCUUUUUCCACCGUGAUGUUCCUUCCCCCGCACAUACCGAAGCUGAUCAUGCUGGUACCGCAUCGAUAGAGAAAAACAACCCUAUCCAGUCGGCCGAGUUCGACGUCAACCGUCUCGACAACCUCCUCACAAUCGACACCACCCUCCGCUGCGAAUUCAGCCGCUUCGCAUUCAUCCUUGAAGAAGAGUCCUCGUCUUCACCAUCCCGCCCACGCUACCAAGUCGUGAUUUUCCCAGAGCGAUUCACAAAAUGGACUUUUCUCGGCCGCAUGCCCAAGACUGUGACAUUUGAGGCCAACGACGCGAACCACUCGACGAGUUCCCGCCCGCACCCAUUCCCCAAUCGCGAGCUUCUCGCGGUGCAUGCGGCUCUGGGGAAUAUUCUGCAUGCGACGGGGGAGGGCGUGGCGAUUGAGGAGACGAUGGAGCUGUAUGAACGCGAGACCCUUCAUUAUCUUGCGCGGGACGGAAGCACGGAUAUUGGCGGGCGGUUGUCAUUUACGAAUCUUGCUGCGCUGGCGAAUCAGUUCGGGUGA